Messenger RNA from Morus notabilis, 3666 nucleotides. Its product is annotated as LRR receptor-like serine/threonine-protein kinase RCH1. The coding region runs from base 317 to 3547 and encodes 1076 amino acids. The transcript is spliced from 2 exons. Gene Ontology annotation, molecular function: protein binding; ATP binding; protein kinase activity. The record is from RefSeq and is a predicted model, not a curated record. Gene Ontology annotation, biological process: protein phosphorylation; hormone-mediated signaling pathway. Gene Ontology annotation, cellular component: plasma membrane. Lineage: Eukaryota; Viridiplantae; Streptophyta; Magnoliopsida; Rosales; Moraceae.
UACUUCGCACUUCUAGAUUUUUAUCCAUCUCUGCAUUUCAUGCCUCAACCAACCUGUCCUCCGGUUCCUAUCUACUUCAGUACAACCAUGACAUUCUAUUCCUGAAAGGAGAAAUCAUUGUGAGCAAUUUCAAAGAGUACAGAUAUUAUUCUUCUUGUUCACAAAUUUUGGGUGGAACAAAGGGAAUUUCACUUCCCAAUAUGCCACACAACAAAGAGAGAAACUUCUCAAGACUUUUUUUCUUUUUUUUUUUUUUUGGCUCAAAAUAAGAUGAGAUAGAACAGUACUUAGAAGAGUCAUCAUUACCAACUUCACCAUGCUAGGCAAUGCACUAACUUUCCUUCUCUUGUUUCUCACCUUUUCUCAGUUCCCAAACACAUAUUCUCUGAACCAAGAAGGUCUCUCCCUACUUUCAUGGCUUUCAACUUUCAAUUCCUCCCCUUCUGCUACACUUUUCUCUUCAUGGAAUCCGACACACAAAAAUCCAUGCACAUGGGAUUACAUCAAAUGUUCCACUAAUGGAUUUGUCUCAGAAAUCACAAUCAGUUCAAUCAACCUUCCUAUAAUCUUCCCAACACAGUUUAUCUCCUUAAGCCAUCUCACCACUCUUGUGCUCUCAAAUGCGAACCUGACCGGAGAGAUUCCAAGCUCAAUUGGAAAUCUGUCUUCACUUGUAACCUUAGACCUCAGUUUCAAUGCGCUAACAGGAAACAUCCCGGAGACCAUAGGAAAAUUAUCGAAACUAGAAUCCUUGUCACUGAAUUCGAAUUCUCUUAACGGUGAAAUUCCAGCGGCAAUCGGGAACUGCACGAAGAUUCAGAACCUUGAACUGUUUGACAACCAACUUUCUGGAAGGAUUCCUGCUGAGAUAGGCUGGUUGGAAGCGCUGGAAAUCUUUCGUGCCGGAGGCAAUCAAGGGAUCAACGGAGAAAUUCCAAUGCAGAUAUCAAACUGCAAGAAGCUACUUGUUUUGGGGCUUGCAGAUACCGGGGUUUCGGGGCAGAUUCCGAGUAGUUUAGGAGAGCUAACGAAUCUCAAGACUCUUUCGGUUUACACCGCAAAGCUCACAGGUAAUAUCCCACCAGAGAUUGGUAAUUGCUCGGCCUUAGAGAACUUGUUUCUGUAUGAAAACCAACUUUCUGGUGAGAUUCCUGGUGAGUUUGGUCCAAUGAAAAACCUCAAAAGAGUCUUGAUUUGGAAGAACAAUCUGACUGGAGUCAUACCAGAAACUCUUGGAAACUGUUCGGGUUUGAUGGUUAUAGACGUCUCAUUGAAUUUUCUUAGUGGAGGGAUUCCUGUUUCUCUUGUAAAUUUAGUAGCACUUGAAGAGCUUCUUUUGUCUGAAAACCAGAUUUCAGGAGAGAUACCAUCAUUUAUUGGCAAUUUUACCAAUUUGAAGCAACUUGAGUUGGACAACAACAAACUUUCUGGUGAGAUUCCACCCGCAAUCGGAGAACUAAAGGAACUUACUUUGUUCUUUGCUUGGCAGAACGAGCUCCGCGGAAGCAUACCAGCGGAGCUAGCCAACUGCAAGAAGCUUCAAGCGCUUGAUCUUUCGCGAAAUCUCCUCACCGGUCCAGUUCCAAACUCACUAUUCAACCUCAAGAAUUUAACUCAGUUGCUAUUAAUAUCAAACAUGAUUUCAGGUGGACUUCCAUCAAAUAUAGGAAACUGUGCAAGGCUAACACGUUUGAGGCUUGGAUCAAACAACUUCAGCGGAAAAAUUCCACCGCAAAUCGGGUACUUGCGUAGCUUGAGCUUUCUUGAACUAUCUGAAAACCGGUUCACCGGAGAAAUUCCUGCAGAAAUCGGAAACUGCACUCAGCUAGAAAUGGUUGACUUGCAUAGAAAUCAGCUCCAAGGAAAGAUUCCAUUGUCUUUUCAAUUCCUCUCUGCUCUUAACGUUUUAGACCUUUCUAUGAACAAAAUAGCUGGCAAUAUUCCUGAAAAUCUAGGCAAGCUUGCAUCUCUAAACAAACUGAUCAUCAGCGGAAACUUGAUCACCAGUAAAAUUCCGCAAUCGUUGGGACUCUGCAAGGAUUUGCAGUUGUUGGAUAUGAGCAACAACAAACUCAGAGGUUCAAUCCCGAAUGAGAUUGGUCUCUUGCAAGGUCUAGACAUUCUCCUAAACUUAAGCCGGAAUUCUCUCACAGGUCCAAUUCCAGAAAGUUUCUCAAAUCUCUCGAAGCUUGCCAACUUGGAUCUCUCUCACAAUCUGCUGAGUGGAAGCCUCAACCCGCUGAGUAGUUUGGACAAUCUUGUCUCUCUUGAUGUCUCAUACAAUGAUCUUUCCGGUUUCCUUCCCAACACUAAGUUCUUCAGAGAUCUUCCUUUAAGUGCGUUUGCCGGCAAUCAAAACCUCUGCGUCAGAAGAAACGAGUGUCACUUCAAUGACAAUUCGCAUAGAAGAUCCACUAGAACUCUUGUCGUUUCGAUUCUUCUGAGUUUAACUGCGAGUAUAUUGCUUGUGCUUGUUGGGAUAACUUCUUACCUCCGAGUAUGUGGAGGAAGGAGAAACGACGAAGAUGGUCUAGAUUGGGAUUUCACCCCGUUUCAAAAGCUGAACUUCUCAGUUACCGACAUCCUCACAAAGCUCUCGGAUUCAAAUAUUGUUGGAAAGGGCUGUUCGGGCAUUGUUUACUGCGUUGAGACCCCGACAAAGCAGGUUGUGGCAGUGAAGAAGCUCUGGCCUGUAAAUCACGGUGAGCUUCCAGAGAGAGACUUGUUUUCUGCAGAAGUUCGAACUCUGGGAUCGAUUAGGCACAAGAACAUAGUGAGGCUACUGGGAUGCUGCAAUAAUGGGAGAACUCGGCUGCUAUUGUUUGAUUACAUCAGUAAUGGGAGUUUGGCUAGUUUACUCCAUGAAAAGAGGAUGUUCUUGGACUGGGAUUCGAGAUACAAGAUCCUACUCGGAGCUGCUCAUGGCCUAGCUUAUCUUCAUCAUGAUUGUAUUCCUCCAAUUGUUCACCGUGACAUUAAGGCUAACAACAUCUUGAUAGGACCACAAUUUGAAGCUGUUCUAGCCGAUUUUGGCCUUGCAAAGCUCAUUAAUUCGUCGGAGUGUUCAAGAUCCUCAAGAACAGUGGCAGGUUCUUAUGGCUACAUUGCUCCGGAAUAUGGAUACAGCUUGAAGAUCACAGAGAAAAGUGAUGUGUAUAGCUAUGGAGUGGUGCUCUUGGAGGUCUUAACCGGGAAGCAACCAACGGAUGAUAGAAUCCCGGAUGGGGCCCACAUUGUGAGUUGGGUUAACAAGGAAUUCCGGGAAAGGAAAAGAGAGUUCACAACAUCAGUCCUUGAUCAGCAACUGAUAUUCAAAUGCGGCACACAAAUACAAGAGAUGCUUCAAGUGUUAGGAGUGGCUCUCCUUUGUGUUAAUCCGUCGCCGGAGGAACGACCCGCGAUGAAAGACGUCACGCUAAUGCUCAAGGAAAUUAGACACGUAAAUGAGGAUUGCCAAAAGCCAAAUAUUCUUGGGAAUGGAAUUGUGACAAGUUCAAGAGCAGAUCUUCACUGCUCUAGCUUCUCCAAGUCACCUGUACUCCAAUGAUCUCCUAAGAUUCAGCCUUUUGAGUUCAUUAUUGUUCUCGUUUAAAAUAUAUUUUGUAUAGAAUUGCCACCAUGUAAUAGCCAUAUUAUCCUUGUUUAACUAUGAUUAAUCUAUUGCUU